GUUUUUGUGGCAGUGAUUUAGUCAUUUAUAAUUCACAAAAUCUAUGUUGGAACCGUUUAAAUUCAUAUGAAAAACGAAUUAGAGAUGGAACUACAUAUGAUUCUAGAGGCAUCUCAUAUUUUUCAGUGGAAGAAUACGAAAUAUUUCAGUUUA
This is a messenger RNA of Racocetra fulgida, 153 nucleotides long. NCBI's taxonomy places the organism in Eukaryota, Fungi, Glomeromycota, Glomeromycetes, Diversisporales, Gigasporaceae. The record is from the annotation of a GenBank genome assembly.